AUGAUGAUCCGGGACCAGCCUAUUUCUUUCAGCCCAGAUGCUCAAUCUUCCCACUUUGUCUCUUUCAGAUCCAGUAUCGCCUCAAUGCCAAGAUCCAAUUUCACAGCUGUGAUGUUUACCUCUGAGGGCUUCUCCAUUUUUGCGUGGCAUCAUAGACUCAUCCUCUUUGUCAUCUCUUUGGUCUUGUACCUGUUAACUCUUGCCAGCAAUGCUGUCAUCUUGACAGUUAUCCACCUUAACUGUCAACUUCACAUACCCAUGUACUUCUUUCUGAGUGUGCUUUCCAUUUCUGAGACUUGUUACAUCAUAGUUAUCAUCCCCCGAAUGCUAUCUACUCUCCUAAACCCCCAACAAGCCAUCUCCAUCCCAGACUGUGCCACCCAACUCUUCUACCUCAAUUUUGGUAUCAACAACUGCUUUCUGCUCACAACCAUGGGAUAUGACCAUUAUGUGGCCAUCUACAACCCCCUGUGAUACCCAGUCAUCAUGAGCAAAAAGGCUUAUAUACAUUUGGCAAGUGGCUGCUGGAGCAUUGGCCUGAGGACAGCUAUCAUUCAGGUGUCUUCUGUGUUCAGUCUGCCCUUCUGUGAUGCCAACAUCACCUCCCUUUUUUGUGAUAUUCAGCCCCUAAUGAAGCUUGCCUGUGCAGACACUACCAUCCAAGAAUUCAUCAUUUUGCUCAUCAGUCUCUGUGUCCUUGUCCUGCCCAUGGUCUUGAUCUUUAUACCUUAUGUCCUGAUUGUCACCACCAUUCUCAAGAUUUCAUCAGUUGAGGGUUCGAAAAAGGCCUUCACCACUUCUGCCUCACACCUCACAGUGGUCAUUGUUCAUUAUGGCUGUACCUCUUUCAUCUACCGAAAACUCAAAUCCCAAAAUUCUCUGCAAAACAGACUUAUCUCUGUGACAUACACUGUCAUCACCCCACUGCUGAACCCUGUUGUAUACAGCCUGAGGAACAAAGAGGUCAAGAAUGCCUUGCUCAGAGCUUUGGGCAGAAAACCCCUCUAUUAG
Molecule: messenger RNA, 1011 nt
Organism: Carlito syrichta (Philippine tarsier)
Lineage: Eukaryota; Metazoa; Chordata; Mammalia; Primates; Tarsiidae
Product: olfactory receptor 10J4-like
Biological process (GO): G protein-coupled receptor signaling pathway
Cellular component (GO): membrane
Molecular function (GO): olfactory receptor activity; G protein-coupled receptor activity
Source: RefSeq, a predicted model, not a curated record